This is a messenger RNA of Salarias fasciatus (jewelled blenny), 1318 nucleotides long. RefSeq names its product prostaglandin E receptor 1c (subtype EP1) (gene ptger1c). The coding region runs from base 139 to 1284 and encodes 381 amino acids. The transcript has 3 exons. Gene Ontology annotation, cellular component: plasma membrane. Gene Ontology annotation, biological process: inflammatory response; adenylate cyclase-activating G protein-coupled receptor signaling pathway; positive regulation of cytosolic calcium ion concentration. NCBI's taxonomy places the organism in Eukaryota, Metazoa, Chordata, Actinopteri, Blenniiformes, Blenniidae. The record is from RefSeq and is a predicted model, not a curated record. Gene Ontology annotation, molecular function: thromboxane receptor activity; prostaglandin E receptor activity.
AACAGGAGUAAGUGGUUGUGGGUAACAGAAACAACAGACUGUGGCAAAUCAGGCAGCCUUGCUGAAAAGACACACAUUUGCUUUAUUUAUUGUGCGUUUUCCCAAACAGGCGUCUGUUCAUCUGGAGUCUUCUGAAGAAUGAAGAUGAUGACAAUGUCACUAGUCGUGACUUCAUUUCCCACCUUCUCCACGCCACCCAUCCUCCACCAGAAUCUGAAGAUCAACUCCUCUCAGCAGAGUGCCUGGCUUCAUAAUAAUAGCACCUUUCCACCUAUUCAGCCUGCAGGUUUAGUAAUAUCCUGCUUCACCAUGAUAUUUGGGACCGUCUCCAACCUCACAGGUCUUUAUAUAUUGGCUAAGUCUCAUGCCAGAUUUCGACGUCAAGCCAAAGCGCCGUUUCUGCUUCUGACGGUGGCUUUGCUCUUGGCUGACCUUGGAGGUCAUGUGAUUCCCGGUGCAUUUGCAUUGUACCUGCACAUUAUUAGGAGAUAUGAAAUGCAGGAUGUGAAGCCCAACAAGGAAUUCUGCCACAUUUUUGGAGCAUGCAUGGUGUUUUUUGGCCUGUGUCCCUUGUUGUUGGGUUGUGCUAUGGCAGUGGAGCGCUGUAUUGCCAUCACCAAGCCCUUUUUCCACGCAUCCAUGGUUACAGUGGCUCAUAUGAGACAAGUUGUGUUUUUUCUAUCCUCUCUUGCACUUGUAUUAGCAAUCCUACCUUUCUUUGAGGUGGGAACUUAUGCUAUCCAGUUUCCAGGCACAUGGUGCUUUUUGCCUGUCCACGAUCCGCAGUCUGCAGCCAACACAAUCCUGGCUCUGGUGUUCUCAAGUCUGGGCCUCGCUGCACUUGUCCUGUCUCUCAUGUGCAACAUCCUGAGUGGUCUGGCUUUGCUGCACCCCAGGAUUAGGUCCCAUAAUGAUAACGCAAAAGCUACUGCUGCUCAGUGUCCUCGGCGUGCCUCAUCUGCCUCUUCUUCCUCUGUGUUAUGUUCACUGGACGUGGAAAUGAUGAUGCAGCUGGCAGCGAUCACUGUGGUUUCUUGUGUCUGCUGGAGCCCCUUUCUUAUCCAUAUUUUUUUGAUGCAGAUCAGCCAAAGCCUCAAAGCAUCGGCUCAAAUGGAAGAUGGAUUUAUUCUUCUGGCGCUGCGCAUGGCCUCCUGGAAUCAGAUCUUGGACCCUUGGGUUUACAUCUUACUCAGGAGAACAGUGCUUUCUCGAGUUUGCUGCAGACUGUCUGCUCAGAGAGUCACAGUGACAAGAAAUAGCUCCAGUGCAGACACAAACAGAUAGACCUUCAGUUUGCAGUGACACAUUUUCUUUUGUA